This is a messenger RNA of Lathyrus oleraceus (garden pea), 1476 nucleotides long. Its product is annotated as transcription factor MYB26. The transcript is spliced from 2 exons. NCBI's taxonomy places the organism in Eukaryota, Viridiplantae, Streptophyta, Magnoliopsida, Fabales, Fabaceae. The coding region runs from base 205 to 1278 and encodes 357 amino acids. The record is from RefSeq and is a predicted model, not a curated record.
GGGCCUACAAAUGUUGCAGGGUGACACUGCAGCUUUUAGCCCUUUGCCACAAACCCUAACUGGUCCACAAUGCUCCUUCUCUCCCACAUUAAAUUCACCACUCUUCACUUCACCAUUAUUCCAUCCAUUUUUCUCUUUUCCUUCUUCACACCAUUCAUAUAAAAACCUACCUAGGGCUUAAACAAUACCUUAACCUUCUUCAACAUGGGACAUCACUCUUGCUGCAACAAACAGAAAGUUAAAAGAGGCUUAUGGUCACCUGAAGAAGAUGAAAAACUCAUCAACUACAUCACUACUUAUGGACAUGGAUGUUGGAGCUCUGUGCCUAAACUUGCAGGUUUGCAAAGAUGUGGAAAAAGUUGCAGGUUGAGAUGGAUUAAUUAUUUAAGACCUGAUUUGAAACGUGGAAGCUUUUCUCCUCAAGAAGCUGCUCUUAUUAUUGAACUUCACACCAUUCUUGGCAACAGAUGGGCACAGAUAGCAAAACAUUUACCAGGAAGAACUGAUAAUGAAGUGAAGAACUUUUGGAAUUCAAGCAUAAAGAAGAAACUACUUUCACAUGAUUUUGUUCCUUCUUUAACUACAUUUUCUGAUCAUAUUCACUGUCCUAGAAAUGAAACUUUCUUCCCUUUGUUAAAUGACAAUCCUAUCCUUAACAACUCUCAUCAUCAUCAUCAUCUAUACUUUCCCAUCAAUCUUCCAUCUCCAAUCCUACAAGAUCAAAAUGAUCCUAUCAACAACAUUUUGAAUGCCAAUUUUCAUACUCCAUCUUUGCCAGAAAUAGUACCUUCUUCCAAUUAUGACCAAUUUGAUACAUGCUCAUUCAUUCAUCAUCUCAAUCCAAAUAUUCAACAAAACUUUAAUAUUGUCGAGAAUUUCAUCAAUAAUAAUAAUCCAAACACAAUAUGGCAACAUCAUCAGCAGCAGCAACAACAACAAUACGACAGUAUUAGUCAUCAUUUGGCGGAACUUGAUAACUCUAUUGUGCCAAAAGUUUGUGAAAUUGAAACCAUUAAGGAUGAUUUUGUUUCUAGCCUCCCAUUUUCUUCUUCCGAUUCACAGCAUCAUCAUCAUGAUCUUAUCCAUCAAAUUGUGGCUGCAGAAGCCAAUAACAACGAUGUUCAAGCUGUGGAGUAUAAUAUCAUGGAUGCUCUCAUCAUGUCAUCAUCAUUACCAUCCUCAACAACAACGUCUUCAUCAUCACCACCACUAUCAUUCUAUCAAGCACCAGAAAAAAUUCUCACAAAACCUAUCCUUCCUUCAACUUGGGAGUCAUGAUCAUGAGCAUGGAUAUAUAUUUUCAUGUCUUGAAAUUUGGAAUAUUAAGAGGGGUAUAUUUGCAAACAUGAGAUUUGCUAGUUGAGGGUGCUUGUUUCAAGUUCCAUAAAUAUGUCUAGUUUGUUUCACAUGUUUGUAAACUAAAACUAUGUAUUUUUCUGAAUCAUUUACUAUAAAUUACUAGUAUUUGUUUUGUCA